CAUCUCUCAGACUCGAUCGAGGAGAAGCUGCUCUUCUGACUCUCUGACUCCGGCUACAGUCGUACAGGUUCAAACACGAUGACAGGCAUUAUUCCCAAGAGCAAAGCAAAGGGCACUGACAUCUGUUUUAACAGAGGGUUCAAUUGUAUAAUCCGCUCUGAUCUCGGCUGCUAUAUGAAGAUAGGUGAAUUAAAUAAGAAUUCAGACAUCUCUAUUCACAGCCUGCACCCUGCCUGCAAAAAUGGAGACCACUACCUUAGUGCCAAUAAUGGCCCAUUAUACAUCAUCAAGGGCAAGUCAGUCCGCAGUGUCAACGACCUGACGACAGACAGCGAUGCUAAAGUGUUCACUCUUCAUCCCAACUGCCAGGGCGGCGACCACUACUUCUUUAUGUAUUAUGAGUUUAUCAUCAUCUUCAAAGAAAAGGGCACUUACCGAAAAACAAGUGAUCUGAAUACAGACUCAUAUCCUGAAGAAUUCAAGCUGCAUCCCGACUGCAGUAACGGCCUCUAUUACUGGGGCGUAGGUAGUUCCUUCUGCUUCCUCAAGCCAGCCUCAGAGUGGGGAGUUGAGUUCGGCUGGGGUAACAACGUCAGGUAUUUUACAUCAAUGGGUGUCGAAUCUGUUCAUCCCGAUGCUCUUAACUUCCUUCCUGGUGGGCUGUCCAUAACCAAAGGUGCAUCCUUUGGCAAGUGGGAGAAUAUUAAAACCAUUAAAAAUGACAGCAAUACACCAGUGACAUGGCGAAAUAAAAUCAAUAAAAAGGUUGGCUACACUAAGGAGAAGAUGACCCAGAUCACACACAACUGGAAGAUAUCCACGUCAGUCACAGCUGAAACUGGAGAUCUUGCAAAGUUAAUUGCGAAGGUUCAGUUCUCUUUUUCUGCAGAAUAUGGAGGUUCACACGUCAGCACUGAAAAAGAAAGCUGGAACGAAGUGACUGAAGUGGAAGAACAACUCUCAUUUGAGCUGAAGCCGAACGAGGCUGUCUAUCUGUGGCAGUACCAACUGGGUCUCGGGCAAGAACCAGUGCUGUUCUGCCGUGAUAUAAAGAUUGACGACGAGCCAAACCCUCCGACUGAAGUCCCGCUGCCGCCCGUUCAAUCAUGAAAACAUAUCAGGAUGGUUUAACUCCAAGAAUAAUCAAGUGCUUCAGUUAAACACCUUAAUUAUAACUUCUCAAGUCAUCAUUUAUAUAUCUGCAUGCAAUGCUUAAAAUAAGUCUGGAAUUGUUUAAUAUAGCAAAGAGAUUUUUCAGUUACAGUUGUAACUGCAAAUUUCAACACUAUUUGGUAACACUUUAGAAUACUGUAUCUUACUUACUGCAUAACUAAUAAGGA
Messenger RNA from Pimephales promelas (fathead minnow), 1340 nucleotides. NCBI's taxonomy places the organism in Eukaryota, Metazoa, Chordata, Actinopteri, Cypriniformes, Leuciscidae. The record is from RefSeq and is a predicted model, not a curated record.